Ilex paraguariensis (yerba mate) is the source of this 1110-nucleotide messenger RNA. Lineage: Eukaryota; Viridiplantae; Streptophyta; Magnoliopsida; Aquifoliales; Aquifoliaceae. The record is from the annotation of a GenBank genome assembly.
AUGGCUUCUACAUGGGAGAGAAAUUUCCAACAAGACACACCACAACACCGUCCAAAAACACCCUCAUUCUCUUCCUCUCUCCUCGACGCCAUUUACCGUUCAAUCGACGAAUCCAACAUCCAACAAGAAGACUUUGUUCUCUGCAAAAGAAACAACGUGGCAAAAGUCGAAGAAGAGAUCGCAAAUCUCCGACGAACAAUCAUGAUCGAGAAAUGGAUGGAGAAUCGAAGCCUUAGCACCAGUCGAAGUUCAAGACCCUUCAAUUCAUAUUCAAGUUCUUCAGAAUCAAGCAUUUUUUCAUCUUCCGAAACAGAGUCAAAACCAUCAAAUUUCAGAGCAAAACAAGCUCGACCCACUGUUCUUGAGAGAUCUGACAAGGCCAUUGAGUUUGAAACAACCCCGAAACGUGAAGGACGGUUCAUGAGAACAAAGUCCAGAGCGUUGAAGAUCUAUGGAGAUUUGAAGAAGGUGAAACAGCCCAUUUCACCGGGUGGUAAAAUCACAACCUUUUUGAAUUCACUUUUCAAUUCAAGAAACGUGAGGAAUUCCAAGAACAAUGAAGCUCUGGAGAGAAAAUCAAGAUCGGUGAAGGAGGAGGACUCCUCAAAAACUACCUGUUUGUCAAAUUCCAAUUUCUCGAGAUCGUGUUUGAGCAAAAAGCCAUCAAACAGAGGUAAUAAUAAAUCAAAGAGGUCUGUUAAAUUUUGUCCUGUUAGUGUUAUUGUUGAUGAAGAUUGUCGACCUUGUGGGCAUAAAAAUAUAUACAAAGACGAAACGAGUCUAAUCCCACCACCCAUUGUUAGAAAAUUAGCUGAGACCGCCAUGGUUAAGGAGCUCAACAACCAGUUCAUGGAGAAAAGCAAUGCAGAAAGAAAGAAUUUCAGAGCUUAUAGUAAGAAGGGUAUCAAUUUCUUUGAUUUAGGAGAUUUUCGUGACGACGACGUUGAUAAUGAUGGUGAUGGUGAGAGUUGUUCGAGCUCAGAUUUGUUUGAGCUUGAGAAUAUUGGUGGGGUUGGGGUUGGGAUUGGAGGGUACAUGGAGGAGUUGCCAGUUUAUGGAACCACUAGUCUGAAAGCAAAUCAGGCCAUCGCUGAUGGAUUGAUUCUCUAG